GAUCCUUUGCGCAUGCGCAUUGAGUGAAGUCCUGGCUGGCCGGGUUUCGCCAUUUUCUACACAAUAAGCAAAGUAACUAGCAUUAACAGUUUGGUGUUCUUUUACAUAAGCUAUAACGACAGGUGGGUUAUCAAUAAGUUACACUAAACUUUGUACGAUAUCUGAGAAUGGAAGACGAGAGCCACCCGAAAACCCUUUACGUGGGAAACCUGUCUAGGGAUGUUACAGAGAACUUAAUCCUUCAACUGUUCACCCAGAUUGGUCCUUGUAAAAGUUGUAAAAUGAUAACAGAGUUGGAUAAUGUUGGAUUUUCUAUAUUGCAGCACACAAGCAAUGACCCAUAUUGUUUUGUGGAGUUCUAUGAGCACAGAGAUGCUGCAGCUGCUCUAGCAGCGAUGAACGGAAGGAAGAUUCUAGGAAAGGAAGUCAAGGUGAAUUGGGCAACAACUCCAAGCAGUCAGAAGAAAGACACAUCCAAUCAUUUCCAUGUUUUUGUGGGAGAUCUGAGUCCUGAGAUCACCACUGAUGAUAUCAGAGCUGCAUUUGCUCCCUUUGGGAAAAUCUCGGAUGCUCGUGUGGUGAAGGAUAUGACAACAGGGAAAUCAAAGGGGUAUGGAUUUGUGUCCUUCUAUAACAAACUGGAUGCGGAGAAUGCCAUAGUACACAUGGGCGGCCAGUGGUUAGGAGGACGGCAGAUUCGGACCAACUGGGCCACUCGGAAGCCCCCAGCCCCUAAGAAUACUCAAGACACCAGCCCAAAGCAGCUGAGAUAUGAAGAUGUUGUGAACCAGUCAAGUCCUCAGAACUGCACUGUGUACUGUGGUGGCAUCCAGUCAGGGCUCUCGGACCACCUUAUGCGACAGACAUUUUCACCUUUUGGGCAAAUAAUGGAAAUAAGAGUUUUCCCAGAAAAGGGCUAUUCUUUUAUCAGGUUCUCUUCUCAUGAAAGUGCUGCCCAUGCCAUUGUGUCAGUGAAUGGAACAACCAUUGAAGGCCAUAUUGUUAAGUGCUACUGGGGCAAAGAGUCACCUGAUAUGGCAAAAACUGUCCAGCCUGUCACAGAACAACAGGUGGAUUAUGGACAGUGGGGCCACUGGAAUCAGAUGUAUGGAAAUCCUCAGCAGUAUGGCCAAUACAUGACAAAUGGAUGGCAAGUACCAUCCUAUGGAAUGUAUGGACAGACAUGGAAUCAGCAGGGAUUUGGAGUGGAACAAUCACAGUCUCCUGCCUGGGUGGGAGGCUUUGGGACUCAGCCCUCUCAGGCACAGCCUGGCCCUGUGAUGAACCAGGCUAACUUUGGCAUGGCUGGCUACCAGACACAGUGAUUUGUUCAUCAUCACUGUCCAACAUCUGAGUCACUUUGUGGGAACCCUCUUCCUCGUGUGAGGAGGGAAUAAAGAGACUAAUAGAAGUCAUUGACUUUUUCCCGGAAAACAUUCAGAACUGACCUGAAUCAGGGUUUAAGUGCAAAGAAGCAAAUUUUGAUUAUAGAACGCCUUCAGCAGGAAACUGAAUUUAUUUGCGAAAUUUAUUUUCAUUGUUUUAAUGGAGUCGGACAUAAUAAUAAACUGUACAUUUCCCCCUCCAUCUGUAUUCAACAAUAUAUUUGCUUAUUGCCAAUUACAGGAAGUGCACAGGUACAUUGCAAAACGCUGUACAUGAUCUAAACACAAUGCAUUUUAAACUGUUUCAUUUCUCCCCUUCCAAAUAGCUGAUGUGUUUGCUUGUUAGUCACACAAUGGACUUCAAAUUUUGUACCUAAAGAAGCAAACAAGCAUUCUGACACAGUAAACACAUGUAAGUAAAGGCACUUUUUGGGGUUCGUUGAACCUGUGUCUUGUAAAUGUUGAAGUGUAAAUGAAUUUCUAUGUGCAGUUGUGUAUAUUUAAUUCACAUUAGCUCCUCAUUUCUCUCAGAAUUCUAGAGUUUGAUACAGCGUGUAUGAUGUUAUCUUUUUACUAUGUUUUACCGACAGUGAAAGCUCGUUCACUUUAAAGAAAGGGUCACUCUGUCUGAUUAUGUAAAUAACCUUUGAUAACUGGGUAUGGAAAAGGGUUUUCUGUGCAUCCCUUCUUUAUUUCUGGAUAGAGCAGAAACUGCACUGCUCUUGAUAGACACACGUCCGUGUGGCUGACAUGCUGAAUUCACUCAGUGUUACAAAGAAGCCUUAAUUUUCAGUCACUCAGUUUUACUGAUCUGAGACCCUUGUAGAGAGCUGUAUUGUUGACUUUAGUCCCUAAAGUAGAUUUUCUCCAUUUGCAGUUUUGCGUGCCAUUUUCUCUAGUAGCCAGACAAAUGAGAUUUGGGGAUUUUUUGGGGGGGACUUUGUAGAUUUGAAAUGCAUGUUUCAAAUCACAUUUGUUGAGGUUGCUUCAGGAACCGAAUGUAAUAGGUAAAAUGUUUGAAUGCAGUCUAGCAUUUGAUAAUUUUAAGUCUAAAUGAGUCUCAAUAAAUGAACCAUUGGACUAGGAA
Molecule: messenger RNA, 2472 nt
Organism: Pangasianodon hypophthalmus (striped catfish)
Lineage: Eukaryota; Metazoa; Chordata; Actinopteri; Siluriformes; Pangasiidae
Gene: tial1
Product: TIA1 cytotoxic granule-associated RNA binding protein-like 1
Exons: 12
Coding region: 168-1325 (385 amino acids)
Cellular component (GO): cytosol
Molecular function (GO): mRNA binding; DNA binding
Source: RefSeq, a predicted model, not a curated record